Acanthamoeba castellanii str. Neff is the source of this 1377-nucleotide messenger RNA. RefSeq names its product PHprotein kinase domain containing protein. The coding region runs from base 1 to 1377 and encodes 458 amino acids. The transcript is spliced from 11 exons. The record is from RefSeq and is a predicted model, not a curated record. Gene Ontology annotation, biological process: protein phosphorylation. Lineage: Eukaryota; Discosea; Longamoebia; Acanthamoebidae. Gene Ontology annotation, molecular function: protein serine/threonine kinase activity; ATP binding.
AUGGAGACUCAACGAAAGGACAGCAAAGGGGCGAAUCUGCCAGAGAUGGAAGGGUUUCUGGUGAAGAAGGGGGCGGUGGUCAAGUCCUGGAAGAAGAGAUGGUGCAUCCUGAGAGACAACGCCCUGGCCUACUACACCAAGAAGGGAGGCGAGUUGAAGGGCAUCAUUCCCAUGGGUUCGGCGGGCGGCGUUCAGCAGCUCACCGCCAAUGACACCAAGAAAAAGAACAACAAGAAGAAGCACUGCUUCACCCUGGAGACACCCCAUCGCAAUUGGCACUUCGUUGCCGAGAGCGAGGAGCUGAUGGCCCUCACCCGCUGCCGCGACGCCGCCAAGGCCAGUCCCAUUGCAACUGCCCAGGUUUUGCCCGUAAUCCUCCUAGACUCCAACCAAUUGAAGGUCAACGACUUUGAGCCCAUGGCCGUGAUUGGCCGCGGCAACUUUGGCAAGGUGUUGCAGGUGAGACUAAAGUCGACGGGGAAGAUCUACGCCAUGAAGGUGCUGCACAAGACCAGCAUGUUGGAGGGCAAGGGCCUGGCGCACACCAUGGCCGAGAAGGCCAUCAUGAUCCGCCUGUCGUCGCCCUUCAUCGUCAAGCUCCACUUCACCUUCCAGAGCUCCGACAAGGUCUACUUUGUCAUGGACUAUGUCAACGGCGGCGAGGUGUUCUAUCUCUUGCAACGGGACAAGACGUUCAGCGAGGAGCGGGCGUGCUUCUACGCCGCUGAGAUCCUGUUGAGUCUGGAGUACCUCCACCAAGAGGGUGUAAUCUACAGGGACUUGAAACCGGAGAACGUAUUGAUCAGUGGCGAGGGCCACGUGCGAUUGACCGACUUUGGCAUCUCCAAGGAGGGCUUCGUGUCCAAGAACGACCGCACCAACACCCUCUGCGGCACCCCCGACUACCUCGCGCCGGAGAUGUUGGCGCGGCUGAGCUACGGCGUGGAGGUCGACUGGUGGAGCUUCGGCAUCCUCAUCCACGAGAUGCUCACCGGCUUUGUGAUGUGUGAGCGAAUCGUCCAGGAGGCCUAUCAACCGAAUCCUAAACUGAGCGAGAAUGCGAACGAUCUGAUCGGGCGCCUGCUGCAGCGCGACCCGACCGUGCGGCUCUGCGAUCCUGCCCUCCUCAAGGCGCACCCGUUCUUCGCGUCCAUCGACUGGGCCAAGCUCGCCGACCUGGCCGUCACCCCACCCUACAUCCCGCCCGUCAAGGACGAGGCGUCGGUGGAGAUGAUAGAUCCGCUGUUCACAACCGAGGCGGCGGCUGCCAACACGCCAACAGGCCUCAGCAAGUCCCUCCACUCCCAGGCCCACAUCCAGGACUUCACCUACAUCUCCACACCCGCCAUCAUCAGCCAAUCAACCACAGACCAAUGA